GGUGGAGGUCUUGAGGAAACUAAGUCGGGAUGGCGUUGGCGUCGGGGCCCGCGAGGCGUGCACUGGCUCGCCCUGGGCCGCUCGGUCUUGGGGGCUGCGGGAUCCCGACACGCGGGGCGUACGAGUGGGGCGUGCGCUCCACGCGGAAGCCCGAGCCUCCUCCCCUGGACAGGGUGUACGAGAUCCCUGGACUGGAGCCCAUCACCUACGCUGGGAAGAUGCACUUCAUGCCCGGGCUGGCGCGGCCGGUCUUCCCACCCUGGGACCCUGGUUGGACGCACCCAAAGUUCCGCCGCCCAACCCCGAUUCACGAGCAGCCGCUGUACAAGGAUGGGGCCUGCUACGUCUUCCACCACCGUUGCCGCCUCCUCGAGGGUGUAAAGCAGGCCCUGUGGCUAACCAAGGCCAAAUUAAUAGAAGGCCUUCCCAAGAAAGUGCUUAGCCUUGUUGAUGAUCCAAAGAACCACAUAGAGAACCAAGAUGAACGCAUUCUGAAUGUGAUCUUUCACGCCCGUCUUUGGCACUCCACUGAAGACACCCCCAAGAGAGAGACCUACUGCCCAGUCAUUGUGGACAGUCUGAUACAGCUGUGUAAAUCCCAGAUUCUCAAGCAUCCCUCUCUGGCCAGGCGGAUCUGUGCCAAAAACUACACGUUCUCCACCACCUGGAAUCGAGAGUCUUUUCUCCUUCAGGUCCGUGGUUCUAGCGGAGCCCAACUGAAUACCAAGGAUCCGCUGCCCGCCAUCGCCUCCAAGGAGGAGGUUGAAGCUACUAAGAAUCAUGUUCUUGAGACUUUCUAUCCCAUAUCACCCACUAUUGAUCUUCAGGAAUGCAGUGUUUAUGAUGUGAAAGACAACACAGGAUUCCAGGAGGGCUAUCCUUACCCCUAUCCCCACACCUUAUAUUUCCUGGAGACAGCCAGUUUACGACCACACCGCCUUCAACCAGAUCACCUGCGGGCCAAGAUGAUCCUGUUUGCCUUUGGCAAUGCCCUGGCUCAGGCCCGGCGCCUCUAUGGGAGUGACACUAAAGUUUUGGAGCAGCCGGUAGUUGUGCAGAGCGUGGGCACCGAUGGACGUGUCUUCCAGUUCCUGGUGUUACAGCUGAACACCACAGACCUGGCCUCUAACGAGGGCGUCAAGAAUCUGGUCUGGGUGGACUCAGACCAGCUCCUCUAUCAGCAUUUUUGGUGUCGCCCAGUGAUCAAAAAGAAGGUGGUGGUGGAACCUGUUGGGCCGACUGGUUUCCAGCCAGAGACAUUCAGGAAGUUUUUAGCUCUGUAUUUGCAUGGUGCCGUGUGAGCCAAGGACCGCUCUGAGUCUGAAGCCCCCUUGCCCCUCCCGUGGAAGAUCCUGCAUCCAGGGCAGUGACUGCCCGGAGCCUGAGUGCUCCC
Messenger RNA from Puma concolor (puma), 1393 nucleotides. It is a transcript of the gene MRPL37, whose product is annotated as mitochondrial ribosomal protein L37. The record is from RefSeq and is a predicted model, not a curated record. Lineage: Eukaryota; Metazoa; Chordata; Mammalia; Carnivora; Felidae. Gene Ontology annotation, molecular function: structural constituent of ribosome. Gene Ontology annotation, cellular component: ribosome; mitochondrion. Gene Ontology annotation, biological process: translation.